This is a messenger RNA of Cantharellus anzutake, 2903 nucleotides long. RefSeq lists its product as uncharacterized. The record is from RefSeq and is a predicted model, not a curated record. NCBI's taxonomy places the organism in Eukaryota, Fungi, Basidiomycota, Agaricomycetes, Cantharellales, Hydnaceae. The coding region runs from base 127 to 2700 and encodes 857 amino acids. The transcript has 7 exons.
GUAACAUUCUGACAAAGGCAUUCUGUUUACAGUUGUAGAUGCCGAAGUAGGCAAUUUUGGCAACAACAUUUCGUUGGAGCACCGCUUGAGGGAGCUCCGCCCGGACUGCUACUAAUAUAUUCCGCCAUGGCGGAGGCUCUUGUUGACCAAGAAGGCCCCCUGCGCGACUACUUUCAAGCAGUUGGCGACUCCCUAGGGAGAACAAUACCAGGAGGGCUUGACGUCGUCCCGGAACCUAAUGAGACUGAGGCCCUCGACCAGACGACACUAUUGCACCUUGUAGUCAUAUUCCUAAUGGCCGGACGUUCUUUGAUAAUGUCUUCCAGCGCCUCUAACAAGGAAUUCGCAGAACGCUUCAAAUAUAUAAUUAUCUCAUCAUCCAUCCUGUCCGAUACAGUUGCGUCUGCGGAACAUCCAACGGAAGGAGAUUUAGAUGUCAAACCCAAAGAAAGUGAACUAAAGGAGACCCGUCAGCAUGAGAAUGAACCACCAAACUCCAGCUCGUGGGCUGCGCCGGCUUUACUUGCGGCUGCAUUUGCUCUCCAAAGUCCCAUUGCCGUUCUCGCAGCUGCUUCGUGGAUAUUGCAAACAUUUUACCAACCUAGCGUCGAUAUGGGCCAUGAGGUUCCAUCUGUUUUCGACAAGGUUUUAAGCGCCGUCACUGCGCUGGUCAAUACAAGUGAGAAAUUCGAUGCGAUUGCUGCUCAAGCAUUACGGUCGAUAGAAGAGGAUGAGCUCAGGUUGGUUCACCAUCCGGCCGUAGACAAACUUCGAGAAUCCUUGCUUGCAACUUGUGACACAACGAAAUCCCAAAUUGACAACAUACGGCGUCUUUUCGGGCCUCUGACAUCUGAACUCGAACUGAAGAUGCUUUCGGAGAUGUACUCGCCCAUUCCCAGCACCCCGAUUCCGUAUCAUCGUCGGCAUGCGUCUUCUGUGCACCAGGGUCGGAUUGAAUCUUCCUCCAAACGUGCAUCAUGGGGCGGAUCGAAACGUACCCUCCAAACUCCGUUACGGAGGCAAUUUGCUUCUGAAGGGGAUGCAUCCUUUGAUUCGGAAGAGUCUCCACUCAGCGCCUCUUCUGUAACAAGGGAUGCAGAGGAAAACUAUGAUGGUGAAUCAUUCGGGACGUCUGCUCUGAGCAUUCAACGGCAGCGAAAGGGAAAUCCUGCGAUGGGGAGGGUAUUGCAACCUUCCAUCACCCCUCGCAGUGUCGGUAUUCCAGCUCUGCCGUUCGAUGGCAUGUCGCCAUCGCAUCGCAUCUCGCCCUUCACCGCCCCUUCUUCCUCGAUGCGCCGAUCAGGUUCGAGCAGAGAUCAGUCUGAACGAAGGCAUGGCUCGGUGGACUCCUUAAGAAUCAAUGUUCAAAGCUGUCUUGCUAGUCGAAGAUAUGCAGCCUCGCACUUGCUAGCCUUGCGGUUCAACGAACUUCCGGAUGAUACCUACUGGGAGGACACUGUUGAGGUCAUCACUCUACUCACUAGCGCUUUGGGGGAGGCUUCAAGCCUCAUAUCCUCGUCAAUAGAGGAGACAAACAUAAUGAUCCUUGCGGACCAGGUUCCCACUCCGGCUAUUAGACCGACAAUUCCUGGCGGCAUAAGACGAAUCAGUGACAUCUUUCCCUUGCCGUCGAAUCAGCUCGAGUCAUUUGCACCCAUGCCCGACAAUCUCGCUAUGUUUGCUGCCCAUAUGGAUGCCAUGUCGGCUGCCAUCGACAAGGCCAAAAACCACCUGCGUGCAUGCGUAGGCACCCUUCAAAGUCCCCCUACGUCUCCUGAUGGCGUUGAACUCGGUCAGGGUGAAAUUGAGCGGCUCCGGCGGAAGGUUGUUACGGAGUACUCGGAGAUUCGUCGGCACCUAGGCCAUGCAAUUAAGGAAUGUGAACGGGGACGCACUCCGUUGGUGUCGGCAUUAAGUGCAGGCGAUGAUGAGGACGACUUGACGUCAGACCUUUCGCGGCUUCCCGAUCCUCUUCCACCUUCCCAAGAAGACUCACCUUACAAUCCUCGUAGUUCGCACGAAGAAGGGGGAACACAUUCAUCUCCUCGAUCCUCGAUCUCCAGCGCUCGUAUCGUAGACGUCUUCGAUGAAGAUAAGUCGCAUUUCUACAUGCCGGGUGAUCCUUUCCACCUUCCGCCAAACCAGCCUGAGCAAGUGUAUGAAGGUGAGAGCGAGGUACCUUUGUUUGCCCGUGAACGAAGCAAGCUUUCGAGGGAGGAACGAGUCGCAUUGGCAAAAAAGUAUCGUGCUUCGGGGCGGAGAGGUGUUCCGCUUUCCCUCGUUACGAAGGAUGAUUCUGAGUUCGAUUCUGGCGGAGAGAAAAGUUGGGGGCCUGGGGGUGACGUUGUACGAGAAUUGAAAGAUGUCAUUUACUUGCCUGAGGUCUCUGAUCUUGGCCGUUUGGAUUCACCUACAAGUCGAUCCCCAAUACCUUCACGCGCACCACCUUCACUACUCCCUGCUCUCUUGUCGCCCACACCAACCGGUGCCACCUCGCCAUUAUCCACUUCCAGUGACGGAUCCAGGUCACCUUCACCUAUUCCUUCGCCUGUUUCUCAGGUACCGUCAGGUAUAUCUUUUAAACCUCUUCCGCCGAUUCCCAAAAGGCCCUCAAGGCCAACACGCCCUGUACCCUCUUUGCCGCAGAUAUCCAGUGUUGUUCCACUGGAGGCUGAAAUUCACAGUCCUCGGAGCUCAUGAUAUAGUCUUAAUGAUGGCAGAAUAUUUACCUUUACGUCACUUAACGACUCUCUUCUUCGUGCAUUCAUUACUUUUAAGGAUUCUUUGUUCACCCCUCGUCGUCUUGCAAGUCUGUCUAAUCUUCAUUAUCUACAAAUAACGAGUAUCCUAGGUUUAUGGAUAAUGUACAAAUGACCCCAAAAAAGUAUUGUCCGUUUGUGAAU